Rhinolophus ferrumequinum (greater horseshoe bat) is the source of this 1615-nucleotide messenger RNA. RefSeq names its product amnion associated transmembrane protein (gene AMN). The transcript has 12 exons. The coding region runs from base 77 to 1456 and encodes 459 amino acids. The record is from RefSeq and is a predicted model, not a curated record. Gene Ontology annotation, cellular component: endocytic vesicle; apical plasma membrane. NCBI's taxonomy places the organism in Eukaryota, Metazoa, Chordata, Mammalia, Chiroptera, Rhinolophidae. Gene Ontology annotation, biological process: intracellular protein localization; receptor-mediated endocytosis.
GGCCCCCACUCCACCAGGUCACGUGGGCUCCGCGGGGCAAAGUCCUGGUUGGCGGCUUGGCGCGAGGGGCGGUGAGAUGGGCGCGCUGGGCCGGGUCCUGCUGUGGCUGCAGCUCUGCGUGCUGACCCGGGCCGCCUACAAAAUCUGGGUGCCCAACACCGACUUCGACACUGCCGCCAACUGGAGCCAGAACCGGACCCCUUGCGCUGGAGCCGCUGUGGAGUUCCCUGCGGACAAGAUGGUGUCAGUCCUAGUUCGAGAAGGUCACAGCGUCACCAACAUGCUACUGCCGCUGGACGGGGAAUUUGUCCUGGCCUCAGGAGCUGGAUUCAGCGCCUCACACACCAACUCGGACCCAGACUGUAGCACAGGUGCCCCAGCGCUCUUCCUCGACCCGGACCGCUUCUCGUGGCACGACCCGCGCUCGUGGCGCUCCCGCGAUGAGGUGCAUGGCCUUUUCUCUGUGGAUGCCGAACGCGUGCCCUGCCGCCACGACGACGUCGUCUUUCCGCCCAACGCCUCCUUCCGGGUUGGCCUGGGCGCCCGCCCCAUUCGCGUCCGCAGCAUCUGGGCUCUGGGCCAGAAAUACACGGUUAACGAGGACCUGCUGGCUUUCCUGGAGUCCCGCGCCGGCCGCCUGCACUUCCACGGGCCCGGCGCGCUGAGCGUGGACCCCGAGGCCUGCGCUGACCCGUCGGGCUGCGUCUGCGGCAACUCCGAGGUGCAGCCAUGGAUCUGCGCAGCCCUGCUCCAGCCCCUGGGCGGCCGCUGCCCCUCGGCCGCCUGCCACGAAGCUCUCCAGCCCGAGGGGCAGUGCUGCGACCUCUGUGGAGCCAUCCUCUCGCUGACCCACGGCCCAGCCUUUGACCUGGAGCGGUACCGGGAGCGGCUGCUGCACGACUUCCUGACUUUGCCCCAGUACCAGGGCCUGCAAAUGGCUAUGUCCAAGGUGCUGCGCCCGCCCCGGCCCCGCGAGGCCACGGGCCCGGAGGCCGACACAGAGGUCCAGGUGGUGCUGGCGGAGACCGGGCCCGAGAGGGGCGUCGCGGGGCGGCUGGCCCGGGCCCUCCUGGCGGACGUCGCCGAGCACGGCGAGGCCCUCGGGGUCCUGUCGGCGACGCUCCGCGAGUCCGGCGCGCCUAUCGGGGGCGGUUCGGCGGCGGGACUGGAGGGGCCAGGGUCGCGCGCGGGCCUGGCGGGCGCGGUGGCGGCCGCGCUGCUCCUGUUGCUGCUGGCUCUGUCGGCGGGGGCGCUGUGGCUGCACCGCGGGGGCAGGCUCAGGUGGAAGAAGAACGACGAGGCGGCCGACGGGCCGCCGGGGGCGCCUCUGGGCUUCCACAACCCGGUGUUCAACGUGGCAGGCUCGGUGGAGCUGACCCCGGCCUCACAGGCGGACGCCAGGAACACCAGCCAGAGUUACUUCGUUAACCCGCUGUUUGCAGAGGCCGAGGCUUGAGCGGCCGCGUGACACUCCCUCCCCGCUCCCACCCCGGCGUCACCCUGCCGAGUGUGCGGGUCCCUGGCCCUGCGGGAUCCCUGCUCCGUCUGCACGCUCCUCCCCCUCUCCCGCCAAGCACAGGGUGGCCUUGUGCAAUAAAGGGUUUCUGGAACCUGA